Molecule: messenger RNA, 730 nt
Organism: Telopea speciosissima
Lineage: Eukaryota; Viridiplantae; Streptophyta; Magnoliopsida; Proteales; Proteaceae
Product: vacuolar protein sorting-associated protein 55 homolog
Exons: 5
Coding region: 125-541 (138 amino acids)
Biological process (GO): late endosome to vacuole transport via multivesicular body sorting pathway
Cellular component (GO): endosome
Source: RefSeq, a predicted model, not a curated record
UGUAAAACCUCUUUGAGUGAGCAAAUGAGUUGCAGGUGAUCUAGAAAGCUAUACGAGCAUCUCUGCUUGCCGAUCUAUCAGUUGUUCCUUUCCAGAGCUUUCUAUGGGAUAACCAAUUUAGAUCAUGGCAGACUUACCUGGUUAUGUGGUCCAUUGCUUGCACACUGGGAAACUUGCUAUUUUAGCAAUUUUGGUCUCUGCAGGAAUUGUACUGCAAAUUCUGGCAUGUGCUUUAUAUAAUAACUGGUGGCCAAUGUUAACAGUAUUAACGUAUGUAAUGCUUCCCAUGCCUCUGCUAUUUUUUGUUGGAUCUGAUGCCUUUUCUCUCUUUUCUGAAACUGGGAAUAGUUGGGUAGAUGCUACCAAGUUCUUGACUGGAGCCUCUGCAGUUGGAUGCAUUGCAAUACCAUCUAUCCUCAAGCAUGCAGAUGUUAUUGGUUGGGGAGCACUUGCAAUGGAGCUAUCAUCCUUUAUUAUCUUCGUGACUGCCAUAGUCUGUUACAUUCGAAUUAACACUGAAGAUGAGUACAGCAUGUUCUGAGGAAUGAUUCAUUAUGGGUUCCCAUCCCAACUUCUUUAUAUCUAGAGUUGCCCACUUUGAUUAUAAAAACAUUAGUCUUUGCUUUCAUUGAUUUGGAUCUGUAUUGCUUAAUCCUUUGUGCUCCAGGGAGGGAGGGAAAAGAAAAUUUAUGUACUUUGAUCAAAUGAAAUUUGGUGUACAUUUUUCUUA